Molecule: messenger RNA, 1341 nt
Organism: Cordyceps fumosorosea ARSEF 2679
Lineage: Eukaryota; Fungi; Ascomycota; Sordariomycetes; Hypocreales; Cordycipitaceae
Product: Peptidase S1/S6, chymotrypsin/Hap
Exons: 3
Coding region: 1-1341 (446 amino acids)
Biological process (GO): proteolysis
Molecular function (GO): serine-type endopeptidase activity
Source: RefSeq, a predicted model, not a curated record
AUGUCUCUCAAGCUGGCUCUCGGAGCCGCGAUUGCCGCACUGGCAGCUCCACCAGUCUCUGCUGCGCCGGCGUCAGAGCCAGGCUUUUCUGCCAAGAUUGUGGGAGGAGAUGCUGCUCCCGAAGGGGCCCAUCCAUACAUUGUUUCGAUUACCAGCAGCGGACGCCAUUUCUGUGGUGGUUCUCUCUUGAAUGAAGACACCGUCCUGACGGCUAGUCACUGCUUUGCGAACCCGCCCCCCAAUGUUGCCAUCCGUGCUGGAACAAAUGAUCGCACCACUGGCGGCGUUGAAUCCCAGGUAGUUAAAUCAACAACCCACCCCGGCUUUACCCUGCAGACCCUCGACAAUGACGUUGCUAUCUUGAAACUAUCAACGCCGAUUAAAGAGAGUGAGAGGAUAAAGUUCGUCAAGCUGCCGCAGGCGGGCUCCGAUCCCCAGCAGGGCCAGGUAACCGUGGCGGGAUGGGGAUUUUUGCAAGAAGCUAAAGAUCCAAACAACCCACCUCCAGCCCCUGAGAAGUUGCAGCAGCUCACCAUGCCUUUGGUGAGCCGCCAACAGUGCCAGCAGCAGAUGUCCCGAUUUCCAGACGCGCCGCGAAUCACUGAAAACAUGGUUUGUGCGGGCGAAUUCGGCCGGGACUCGUGCCAGGGAGAUAGUGGCGGACCACUUGUCGAUGCUCAGACCGGAGUCAUUCGAGGUGUCGUUUCAUUUGGCAUUGGCUGUGGCAGCCAGGAAGCGCCUGGUGUUUAUGCCCGCGUGGAUAACCAGCUUGACUUUAUUCAAAAGCUAGCUGGCAAGCUUCCCGGUGAAUCGGGUGGCGAGAACCCUACUCAACCUGGUCAACCUGGCCAGCCUGGUCAACCUCCUCAACCUGGUCAACCUACUCAGCCCGGCCAGCCCGGCCAACCUGGAAAACCAACUCAGCCUGGUCAACCUACUCAGCCGGGUCAGCCUGGUCAACCUACUCAGCCGGGUCAGCCCGGUCAACCCGGUCAGCCCGGUCAGCCCGGAGGCCCGGGAGGAAGCUCUGAUGGAGCAGGCCGCCCAACUACUCCCGGUGAGGAUGGUGGAGCAGGUAUUCCCGGUCAGGACGGAGCAGGCAGCCCGAGCUUUCCGAGCUUUCCAGGCCUUCCGGGUCAAGGUGGAUCAAACCGCCCAGUGUUCACAGGGUUUCCAGGCCUUCCGGGUCAAGGUGGAUCAAACCGCCCAGUGUUCACAGGGUUUCCAGGCCAAGGCGCAGGAGGCAGCCCAGGGUUAUUUGAAUUUCUAGGUUCCCAGGGCGGGGGAGUAGUUCGCCGGGACUCUCAGGUUACUAAGGACAUUCCCGUUGAUUGGAAUUAA